CGGCCUCGCGCCGUUGCCCGGCAACCGGGCCGGGGGUCCCGGCUUCCCCCGGAGCGCGCCCUGCCCGCCGGGACCUGCUGCUCCGCCCGGGCUGAGGUGAGGGGGCUGCGAGCGGGGCCUUCCGCGCCUUACCUAAGGGACAGGGAGGAAGAGAGGUCACCGGCACGCGUGGCGUCCCUCGCAAUUAACUGAAAUUGUACUGUGAGAGAGACGUGCAUAUCAACAAUUCUGGAAACAAAAAUGCACACAAACUUCUUGGGCACUUGGAAUAAUGGACAAUACUAAAUAGUUGUGAGGACAGGGAAAUGUAUGCAGCUGAGUUUGGGAGCUAAAACAAGAAACACAGGAGCUCUCUUCACCUGGACCCUGAAGAAAACAGGUCAUCUCCGCAUCAGAAAUUGGCAGGAACUUUUACACUGAAGUUGAUGCCGUGAUUCAGAAAUAUAAAUGGAAUCAGAAUUGUGCCUUGGCCCCUGGAAGAGAAUGUAUGCUAAGUAGCAGUUUUGAAUCUUAGUAGCUUCUUAACACCCAGCCCAACAGAGGAGCACAGACCCACCAUGGACUCUGCUUGGCCACCGGAGCUCACCCCCAGCAUUAUCACUGCCGUGCCUGUAUGCUGGUGCACCUAUCCACGCCCCAGUAAAACAAGAAAAAAUUCACAUGGAUUUUUAUGCACUCUUCUGCAAGAACAAGCAUAUAAAGAAAGAAACUCCUAUGAAACCAAGUGCUAACUUCAGCCAGUCACUUUUUCCUCCCAGUGAGGCAGAAAUCUGAAGGAUUUUUUAUCUCCAGAAGUACAGCAAUUAGAAAUUCCAGCAAUUGCAAGUUGAGAGCAUGUUUGGAAAUUGAACCACUGUUUUAACUACACAGCUGAGUGAAGAUGUGGAACAAGUAUCUGAAAACCCAACAGAUGAGAGAGAAGAAGAGAUGGGAGUUGAUGAAGAUACCAGCUCUGCUAUUUUACCAGAUAGUGAACUGGGUACCAGUGCCCCUUCCUUGCGUUUCAGCAAGACCUGCCUGAAGAAUGUGUUUUCAGUAAUUCUCCUGUUCAUUUAUCUGCUACUUAUGGCUGUAGCUGUGUUCCUGGUCUACCAAACCAUCAGUGACUUCAGGGAGAAGCUCAAGCACCCUGUGAUGUCUGUCUCUUACAAGGAAGUGUCCUUGUAUGAUGCACCUGGUAUUGCCUUUUACCCAGGAAAGGCUCGGCUGCUUAGCUGCAAGCAUCAUUACUAUGAUCAUAUUCUGCCGCUGAUAAAUCCAGGUCAGCCAGGAGACAUUGAGUGCACCACGCAGAGAAUCAACUACACAGAUCCUUUUACUAAUCAAACUAUGAAGUAUGCUUUGGUUGUUCAAGGCCCUCGUGACGUGAAGAAGAAGGAGCUGGUGUUUUUGCAGUUUCACUUAAAUGGAACAGACCAAGAUUUUAGUGCCAUUGAUUACCUUCUGUUUUCUUCUUUCCAAGAGUUCGUCAACAGUCCAGAAAAAGCAGAAUUCAUGAAGGACUGUGAAAGUUCAUACUCCAGCUGGAAGUUUUCUGGAGGCUUUCGAACUUGGGUCAAGAUGUCCUUGGUGAAAACAAAGGAAGAGGAUGGUAGAGAGACUGUGGAAUUCAAACAAGAGACUAGUGUGGUUAACUACAUUGACCGGAGGACUAAGCUGAGGAAUGACCAGCUGUUUUUUGUGGUAUUUGAAUGGAAAGACCCUUUUAUACAGACUGUUCAAGAUAUAAUCACAGCAAAUCCUUGGAACACGAUUGCUCUUCUCUGCGGUAUCUUUUUGGCUCUGUUUAAGGCUGCAGACUUUGCUAAGUUAAGUGUUAAGUGGAUGAUCAAAAUCCGAAAGAGACAUCUGAAGAGAAGAAGUCAAGUAAUGAACCAUAUAAGCUGAGACUAAAACUACCCCAUAACUAUCUGCAGCAGAGGGGACAGAGCACAACUGGAGUAAGCUUCCAUUGGCAAUACAGCAAACAGGUAUGUUUUCUUUAGGAAAAACACAGCUGCUGGAGGAACAGCCUCAUGAACUGACGUCUAAACUUCUGAGAAGAGCUUAACUCUAGGAGUGCUAGGACAGCUCUAACAAACUCAUGCUUUUCUAUUCCAGAUUUAACAAGUUUACCUCGGUAUGUGGGGGGAGUGAGGAGAUUUCACUAAUGUAGCAGAUUCUUUCAAAAGAAACAAACAAAAAAUGAACUGUUUUGAAUGGUUCUCAGAACAGGGGGGUGUGAAAGUGCUGCCUAAGCUCUGAACUUGCAUCUGCUACCAGAAUGCAGUUAUUUCCUUGAGCAUACUUAGUGGAAGGUGAAACCCAAACUACAAAACAGUCCAGCCUCCCCUCUCCAAAGAAUGUUAAAACAAAAUACACUGGAAUUCUACUACAUCAUUUCUCAUUUAAAAUGUAUUGACUUGAAUAUUAAAAAAAAUAAUAAAAUAAAAUUGGAGUGAGCUGUCAUAUCCUUCUCUGAAACUGCCUGCUCUCAGAUGCAGCUGGAGUUUUACAGGAGGUAAUCCAGACGGGAAUAUUAAUGCAAGAUGUUGAAGUUUAAAAAAUAAUUAGACUUUUAUUUAUGUAUUUCUGGUCAGUCUAACUCAAGCAACGUGAUAGUUUCAGAGAUAGACUUAGGCUGCUGCUCCUUCCUCUUUCUUGCAGUCUUUGCUAAAGUAUUAAAGAAGCCUUUCAUCAGCCUGGCACUUAAAUGUGAUUCUGUUAUAAAGAGAAUGUGCACUAAUGAGCUGUGCUGGGGUGGUGGAGUCCUUUUCUUCCUUAUAAGUCCCUUGCUGGUCAGAUGCCUGACAACUCGGAGCUGUGCUGUCUACAAGGCAGCUGUGCAGCACUCACGGCUGUGUGUUUGCUCUGAAAGGUUUGUUGCAAGGAAGGAAGCAUGCCACAUCAUAUUUUGCUGCUUCCCUCCUCUACUAAUGGCUUGUUAAUGAAGUGGUAAGUGUACUCCCAAUUUUUUUAUUUUUUUUUUUUCCUUCUGAGGAAGUGUUUUGGGACAAAAUAUACUAACUUUCAGGUGAUUUCCAGAGCAAAAUGAAGGCGCUUAGGGUUAGAAGCCACAUUCUAAGUGCUUUGAUAUUGCCAAGAGUGCUACAGGUUAAGGGCUGUUGGUAGGAGCUGCUCUAACCCUCUGGUCUUUACGAGCACAAAGAUGUGAUUACAGCACUAAAUACAAACAUAAAGACUUUAUUGAAUGCUGCUCAAUUCCCCAAAGAUCUUUCAUUACAAAAGUUUUCCACACAACUGCAAUUUAGGAGAUUGGAAUGGUACUCUGAUAAAAGAUGAUGUGAAAAAUACUUGAUCAGGUGACAGACAAGACUUCCAUAGUCAACUUCCCACUUUCAAGGAGUGGACUGCAUUUUCUUUAAAUAAAACAAAGAACUAGUUACUGACAGCCUUUCCUCCUCACUGAAAGGAAAAAUAUACCCCUUUUGGUAUUGUUUUUCCAUCCCCAAGGUGCUAAAAGUAAUGCAGAAAUGGCCACAAUGGAUGGGCAGUCUCCAGGAGAACUGCGCUCUGUGGGCUGAGCAGGAGCAUCAGUGAUGGGCUCCCUAAGCAAAGCUCUAUUCUCAGCUGCAGCAGGAGGAAAUUUUAAGUAUGCCUGGGACCAAGAGGCAGUGAGAAGAGAGUAGAGGUACUUGCUGCAUGUAACCAAACAUAUAGGCCAUCCUGCCCUGUUCAAGCUGACCUUCUCUCCCUAUAUGUCUCACACUAAGUGACCUUAUACAAAAAUCUAAAUGUCAAUUCAGUCAGGAAUUCAAGACCAGCACCAUCUGAGAGCUCUUUUCAGUGCUGUGAGGGACACAUACUGCGUGUCUCAUGCUACUGGUAACAGACCUUGGUUUUAUUUGAGAAAAUACAGCACUG
Phasianus colchicus (ring-necked pheasant) is the source of this 3864-nucleotide messenger RNA. It is a transcript of the gene PACC1, whose product is annotated as proton activated chloride channel 1. Gene Ontology annotation, cellular component: cell surface. The record is from RefSeq and is a predicted model, not a curated record. Lineage: Eukaryota; Metazoa; Chordata; Aves; Galliformes; Phasianidae.